Zymoseptoria tritici IPO323 is the source of this 1725-nucleotide messenger RNA. RefSeq lists its product as uncharacterized. The record is from RefSeq and is a predicted model, not a curated record. The coding region runs from base 1 to 1725 and encodes 574 amino acids. The transcript has a single exon. Lineage: Eukaryota; Fungi; Ascomycota; Dothideomycetes; Mycosphaerellales; Mycosphaerellaceae.
AUGCUACAAGCCGCAUUGAACGGUGGAAGAGUGCUGUCAGCGGAGGAGAUCUCAUUCUCGCUCAAAGUCAGGAGCAUGUAUGAGCACGGAGACGAGCGAGCGGCGGAAUGGGUCAACUCCUUGGAUGCAUUUGUUACAGACCACAACGCCACAGACAACAACAACGACACGCCUGACGAGGGCACACGAAGUACGCUGUCUCCCACCGCCAGCACAGGCGAUCUCACCGUGCUCAAUGCAAGAUGUCAAGGCAGUAAUCAGUGGCCAUUACAAGAUGCCCGAUCCAGCUACAUUUCCGUGUCUAAGUACUCACGGGAAGCACACGAGCUAGCUGGCGGCGUCGAAGACUGGGCGGACGUCGAUGGUCGGGCAGUGGACAGGUAUGGCUUCAUCAAGAAGACCGCGCCAUCGUUUUCCGGCCUCUCUACAGGAUCUUCCCUCCGCGACACUCCUGCCAAACAAUUGAAGACAUCCCAUCUCCACCCGCAAGCUUCGCAAACCCGACUCGACCGCAUGCUCAACCGCAAACCUAGCGUUCGCUCUUCGCGAUCUGUUCCGCCGCGUCCGAGCGGCGACUGGACAGUCAAGCGAGGUCCAGCCUCCCUCCACAGUACCCACUCCAACUCCGCGCGCGCCGCACACCCUUUCCGCUCUCGUCGUUCGCGCAUCCUUGCCGAAGCUCCCGACAUGCUCAUCAAACCGCCCUCCCUCGCCGACAUUUCCGAACACGAAGACGCCGGAAAAACUGCCUCAACCUGGAAACGCCGCGAGUGGGCGCGCGAAGAGAAAUGGCAGCGAAUGGCGCGCAGGAUCCCGGAACGUAAUUCAGCGUUAGGAGGAGGCAUGUCAUUUGACUUUGAUGCGAGCGAUCCGAAGGUGAUUGAUCGCACUUGGAAGGGCAUUCCCGACCGCUGGCGCGCCACGGCCUGGCACAGUUUCCUUGCGACGAGUGCGAAACGGCGGAACUCCACGACCACAGAUGCGGAACUGAUAGGACAGUUCCACAAGUUGCAGGAGAUGAGCUGUGUCGACGACGUACAGAUCGACGUCGAUGUCCCGAGGACGGUGAACCUUCACAUCAUGUUCCGCAGGCGCUAUCGUGGUGGACAGCGACUGUUAUUUCGGGUCCUCCAUGCUAUCAGUCUGUAUUUCCCGGACACGGGUUACGUGCAGGGCAUGGCUAGCAUUGCGGCGACAUUACUGUGCUACUACGACGAGGAGAACGCGUUUGCCAUGAUGGUGCGGAUGUGGCAGUUGCGCGGGAUGGAAGCCAUGUAUGCCGAUGGGUUCGAGGGACUUAUGACCGCAUUGAAGGAGUUGGAGACAGAGUGGGUGGCUCCGGAAGUCAGCGCGAAGUUGGAAGCACUGGGUGUCACGGCCACGUCGUAUGGGACGAGGUGGUAUCUGACACUGUUCAACAUGAGCGUGCCGUUCCCGGCGCAGUUGCGCAUUUGGGAUGUUUUCAUGUUACUGGGCGAUGCGCCCGUGACUGGUUCAUCAAAUGGCAAUGGACCGGGACAUUUCGCGGGCGCGGAGUUGGAUGUUCUGCACGCGACGAGUGCGGCGCUGAUCGAUGCGACCAGAGGAGUGGUGUUGGAGAGCGACUUUGAGGAAGCGAUGCAGGUCUUGACAAGUUUCGUGCAGAUCAAAGACGAGGACUUGUUGAUGAAGGUUGCGCGGACCGAGUGGAAGUUGAGGAAGAAGAGGGCGGGUAUCAAAGUGUGA